AUGACCAUUAAAUACCCCCGCCGUUAUGUUGAGCCCGUGGCCAUCUGCGGCAUGGCCAUGCGUCUUCCCGGUGGCAUCAAGACCGCGGAAGACUACUGGGACGCCUUGUAUAACGGCAAGGACCUGCGGACACCGGUUCCCUUGUCCCGGUACAACAUCAAAGGCUUCGACAGCUCCAUGGGAAUGACGAACACCAUCCAGCAAGACCACGCAUACUUCUUGGAAGACGACCUGGCUGCCUUCGAUGCGGGGCUGUUCAGCAUGACGCGGAACGAGCUGGAGAAGGCUGAUCCGCAGCAGCGUCUGCUUCUGCUCGUCGUUCGCGAGUGUCUUGAGAGCGCGGGUGUGACUGAUUAUAGGGGCAGCCUCACCGGGUUCUUUGUCGGUACAUUCUCCGAGGACUGGCUACAGGCGCAAUCCAAGGAAGAGCAACAUGCUAGCGGCUAUGUGCUCACCGGCCACCUCGACCCAAUGUUGGCAAAUCGGGUGGCCUUUGAAUAUGAUCUCCGGGGUCCUUGUUACGUCAUCAAGACAGCAUGUUCUUCGUCGAUGAUUGCGCUCCACAAUGCAGUCCGGGCGGUGCAGAACCGGGACUGCAAUGCUGCAGUGGUGUCAGGAUCAAACCUCAACAUGGGGCCUAUUACCACUGCGUCCAUGACCCAAGAGGGGAUCAUGUCCCCAGAAGGCUCAUGCAAAACUUUUGACGCACGUGCUGAUGGGUAUGGACGUGGCGAAGCAGUCAAUGCCAUCUACAUCAAACCACUUUCCGAUGCUAUUCGAGACGGCAACCCAAUCAGGGCCGUCAUUCGAAAUACUGGUGUUAAUCAAGAUGGCCAAAGCAGCGGGUUAUUCGCAACCAGUGUGGUAUCGCAGGAGGCUUUGAUAAGAAAAGCAUAUGCAGAUGCAGGGCUCGAUCCGGCCGAGACGGCCAUGGUUGAGUGCCACGGAACUGGUACUCCAGUAGGUGACCCUGUUGAGGCCAUCUCCGUUGGCAACGUCUUUGGCGUGCCAAGCGAUGGCGUCUAUAUCGGGUCUGUUAAGCCGAAUUUGGGGCACUCAGAAGCCUCGGCAGGUAUCUCGAGUUUGAUGAAGGCGGUUCUGGCUUUAGAACAUAAGACUAUCCCUCCAAACAUCAAAUUCAAGGUCCCAAAUCCCCGCAUUCCAUUUGCGGAGAAGAAAAUCACAGUGCCCGUUAAGCCUAUGCCAUGGCCACAGGGAAAAGCACAUCGGAUCAGUGUUAAUUCGUUUGGUAUCGGAGGCACCAACGCACAUUGUAUUGUUGAAUCUGCCGAGCAAUACGUUCAAGAUCUUUCGACAUCUCAGCUAGGUUCCGAGCUGGCUGUUAUCUCUGCUAAUUCCCAAGACUCUUUAAAAGUCAGGAUCGAAAAUCUUAAGCAAUAUGUUUCAACUCACCCCGACUGCUUACCGGAUCUCUGCUAUACUCUUUCCCGGCGUAGGGAGCAUUUUAAAUGGAGAUCAUUUGCGGUCCUUUCGGACCCAAACACGGUAGCAUUCAAACCUCCUACUAAUAAACCUAACAAGACGCCGACAGUUGUUAUGGUAUUCAGUGGACAAGGUGCACAGUGGCCACAGAUGGGCCACGAUUUGCUCACCUCACUCCCGGGAUUUAAAGAGGACGUGUUGACAAUGGAUGAAAUCCUACAGAGCUUGGGUGACCGUCGUCCACAAUGGAAGGCUAUUGAGGAGUUAAGUAAGCCUACCGGCGAGAGCCAAAUGAGUCGUGCAGAGUUGGCCCAGCCCCUGUCUACCGUUGUCCAAAUUGGUCUAGUCAAUGCACUGAAGCGCAUCGGUGUCAUCCCACGGGCCGUGGUGGGACACUCCAGUGGCGAGAUCGCGGCUGCAUAUGUUGCAGGGGCUCUCACCUUGCGUGAAGCCACUACUGCAGCUUACUACCGGGGUCAUGUAUCGAAGGGGUCUUCCACUUCAGGGGCAAUGGCUGCAAUUGGAUUGGGGGCCGAAGACACGCGAAAAUAUCUUCCCGAUCGGGUGGUCGUAGCUUGUGAAAACAGUCCCUCGAGCACCACAAUCUCAGGUGAUGCGGAUAAGCUGCAAGAGGCAUUGGCAAACAUCAAAAAUGCCCUGCCUGACACUUUCGCCCGUGCCCUCAAGGUCGAGAUGGCGUAUCAUUCUCACCACAUGAUUGCUUUAUCAGAUGGGUACAUGUCAUGCUUGGGUGAUGAGUUCACAAACUUUACCCAGUGGCGAGACAACCGACUGCAGAUCCCACUCUUUUCUAGCCUGAGAGCCAGAAAGAUCACAGAUGCCCAUGAACUUGGUCCCCAGUACUGGGUCGAUAAUUUGACAAGCCCUGUGCUCUUCAACUCUGCUGUCAAUUGCAUCUUGCAAGAAGUUCGCAAUCCCUUAUUUCUCGAGAUUGGCCCACACUCUACCCUUCAGGGGCCGAUCCGCGAAAUAUGUGCCGGUCAAAAUGCAAAAUUCGACUAUGUCCCAACUAUGCUGAGAGGUAAAAGCUGCAUGGAGACUUUUCUGUCCGCCGUAGGACAGCUUUACCAGCAAGACGUCGCUGUCGAUUUCGGUGCUCUAUAUCCAUCAGGCAAAGCCCUGACAGACUUACCCGCAUAUCCUUGGUCUCUAAACGAGACAUAUUGGUAUGAGCCAAGACUUUCAAGAGAAUGGCGUCUUCGUCCCUACGGCCAGCAUGAGCUACUUGGUCGCAAGAUUGCCGAAAGCACCUCGAUCAACCCUUCUUGGAGAUUAGUGCUUGUCCCUGAUCAUGUGCCAUGGAUUGCCGAUCACAAGGUUCGCGAAGAUACAGUUGUUCCUUUCGCUGGUUUCGUGAGCAUCGCGGGCGAAGCUAUUCGACAAUUGACCGGAAUUGAGACAGGGUAUGGUGUCAAGAAUGUUCGGGUCACCACAGCGUUGGUACUCGGUGAGGCUGCGCCAAAAGAAAUUGUGACUGCACUCCGGCAACAACCAGAGUCAGACUAUUAUCACUUCAACAUCGCAUCGCAUAAUGGAUCCACCUGGAUUACACAUUGUGAAGGUUUGGUGAAGGCAAUUGUUGAUGGUGCGCCAGAAGCCAAGCAACCUGUCGAGCUGCCUCGGAUAGCGGAUGCAACCAGAUGGUUCGAAACGUUUGCAAAGGUCGGCUUUAACUAUGGCCCCAAAUUUCAGCUCCUCGACAACUUGUCCGCAAGUACGACCACCGAAGCUGCAACAGCUUUGGUACAUACAAGUGAUGAGAUUAUAAAGGGACCAUUCCUCUUCCAUCCAACUGCUAUGGAUGCGUGCUUACAACUUGCCAUCAUCGCCGGUGCGAAGGGCCUACCACGCCACUACACCGAGCUGAAGGUACCCACAGAGAUCGAUGAGCUUGAGGUAUAUCGCGGGGCAUCGCUAAUGCGGGCUGUCGCCCAUCCUUCAGACAUCAGCUCGGCUAUGGAUGUUGAGUGCGUAGCAGAUGGGAAAGCCUUGUUACGCAUCCGCGGUCUUCGCUUCACGCCGUUGCCUGAAGAGAAUGUUGGACUUCCACAUCACACGGACGGAGCAUACCUCCACUGGCGCCCCGACUUUGACUUUCAAGACCAAAGUGCCAUACUGGUCAAGCCCCCAUCCGACAAUUCCGGUACUAGUCUUUUGGAAGAGUUCACCUUAUUGUGUAUACUGGACGCCGUGGAUCGGCUUGGAGGCCGCAAGCCAACUAACGCGUACUUCGAGAAAUAUGGGAAAUGGCUUUCUCGAAAAGCCAAAAUAGUCACUGCUGGAAAUUCGCCAAUUAUCGGAAAUACAGCGAAAUUGGUUUCCCUUUGUCGUAGCGAAAGAUCUACCUUAAUUGCCAACAAAUAUUCCCAACUGAUUAAGAUCCCUUCCAGGGCUCCGUACGCGGUUGCGAUAGCACAAAUCCGAGACAACAUUGAAGGCUUAUAUACUGGGACGGUCGAUCCGGCGCAGCUUCUAAUGGAAAACGACAUCCUACCAAAUGUUUACGGCGUAAUCAACUUUGACUAUGCCGGAUAUGUUAAAUUGAUGUCGAAUUCCCGACCAGCGCUCCGAGUGCUCGAGAUUGGUGCCGGGGCAGGCGGCACUACCGCAAGAAUCUUGUCCCAGGCUGUCCAGGUCGGCGCAUUGCCUCCUUACUCGGUGUACACGUACACUGACAUCUCGCCUGGCUUUUUCCCGCAAGCUCGCGAGCGUUUCAGCAAUGCGCCAAACAUCGAAUAUAAAGUUUUCGACGUUAGCAAAGACCCUCUUGCACAGGGCUUCGAGGCUGACUCAUUCGAUCUCAUUCUGGCACCAUACGUUGUUCAUGCAACUCCUUGCCUUCAACAGACGUUGAAGAACUUGAAUGUGGUACUGAAGCCAGAUGGCCGGCUCCUCCUUUCCGAACCUGCAACCGUGGGAGCGUCGCCUGGCUUUAUCUUUGGGGCUUUCGCAUCAUGGUGGUCUGGUGAGGCUGAUGGCCGUGAAUGGGAACCUUUUGUUUCCAGAAACCGUUGGGAUGAAGAAUUGCAGCAUGCUGGGUUCUCUGGCGCAGAUAAUGUUGUGUACGACGCACCACUACCGUACCGAUACUGGUCUACCAUUAUUGCACAGCCCAAAGUGUCUAUCUCAAGUGAGAAUAAGUCUCGUGUCGUGUUAGUAACCGAAGACAUUAACAGCAAACUUUCUAUCAAUUUGUCCCAAGAAUUGGCGAAAUCCGGCUUGGACAUUAUCAACAAGAGUCUGGCCGAGGACGUUGCCGACGAGCACGACGUUAUUUUCGCGCUGGAUCUAGAGAGACCGUUUUUCGAAGAUAUUUCUUCGCAGAGAUGGGCGACGUUCAAGAGCCUAAUUCAGAGAUGCGAAGCGAUUCCCUCGAGAAAGUUACUAUGGCUACUCCCACCCACACAAAAGGGUUGCCAAAUUCCCCAAAGCGGUCUCUCAAUUGGGCUUUUGCGAUCAAUUCGCUCGGAGCUAUCUCUAUCAUUGACAACUUUAGAGGUCGAUUCGGCAGAUGUGGAUUUGGCGAGCCAUGUUGGGAAUGUCUUCAAGAAGGCUCUAGGGGAGCAGUUGACUCAGCAGCUGCUUCCAGAUAGAGAGUUCUUAGUUGAAAAUGGCACAAUCAACGUGGGCCGCUACAUUCCAUUUUCAAUCUCUUCCGAGCUCGCACGCAGUGUUCGAAAAGCUACCUCAAAUGGCAUCGCCCCCCCGGUCAUUGGUGACGCAUUGCGAUUUGACCCGCAAGCUUCGUAUAUCGUGACUGGUGGUCUCGGCGGCCUUGGGCGAGCUACUUGCUCUUGGAUGGCUGAACGGGGUGCUCGAUUCAUCACCGCAGUCUCAAGGUCUGCUGGCCAUUCUGCAGAGGAUAAGUCAUUCAUUGCCGAGAUGAAGAGUAUGGGAUGCGUUCUCACCCCCAUUGCUGGAGCUAUCCAAAAUUUCGCAGUGGCCAAAUCUGCUGUGACACAAUCGCCUAGGCCGGUGAGGGGGGUCAUCCACUUGGCCAUGGUGCUUCGGGAUGCACUCUUUCCCGAUAUGACGCACGAAGAGUGGAAGGAGGGUAUCUCACCAAAGGUCGAUGGUGCCUGGAACCUUCACAAUGCACUACAAGGUGUAUCGUUGGACUUCUUCCUUGUCACAAGUUCCAUCGUCUCAACCAUCAACGUCCCCGGUCAGGCUAACUAUAACGCUGCCAACACAUUCCUAGAAGCCUUUUGUCAAUACCGAAACGGCUUGGGACUUGCUGCAUCCGCGAUCGCUGUUAGUCCCAUUGACGACAUUGGUGUGGUGGUUGGUAAUGAUAAAGCUCGUCGCAACCUGCGCUCAAACGGCUUACAGUUUCUCACUGAGCGCGAAGUUCUCGAGUAUAUCCACUUGGGUAUCCUGCAUCGCGGGCCAACGCCAAUCAUUAUGGGCCUUCACUCAGAUAAACAUCUAGAUGACGCUGCAAACCAUGUGGCUUGGAAGAAAGACCGCCGCAUGGGUCUUUACCACAACAUUCCCAAAGAGGAAAACGCGGGAGAUGAUUCGAACGAAGGCAAUGGUCUCCGGGAUUUCAUCGCCAACGUUACGACAACGCCAAGCGAGCUCGACAAUCCUGAAAGCAUCGCAUUUCUGGCUUUGGAGAUUGGCAAGCGGGUUUACUCAUUCAUGCUUAAGCCCAUCGAAGAGGUCGAUAUCUCACUAAGUCUGGUGGAAGUCGGACUUGACUCGCUCAUGGCUGUUGAGAUGCGACGACUGUGGAAUCAAAUGUUUGGCUUAACUAUCAGCGUUCUCGAGAUUAUGUCGCUGGGCGCGUUGGAAAACUUUGGUAAACUCGCGGCUCAGGGAUUGAAGCAACGACUAUUGGUAGAAGCUUAA
This is a messenger RNA of Hypoxylon fragiforme, 6318 nucleotides long. RefSeq lists its product as uncharacterized. Gene Ontology annotation, molecular function: phosphopantetheine binding; 3-oxoacyl-[acyl-carrier-protein] synthase activity; fatty acid synthase activity. The record is from RefSeq and is a predicted model, not a curated record. Lineage: Eukaryota; Fungi; Ascomycota; Sordariomycetes; Xylariales; Hypoxylaceae. The transcript is spliced from 9 exons. The coding region runs from base 1 to 6318 and encodes 2105 amino acids. Gene Ontology annotation, biological process: fatty acid biosynthetic process; secondary metabolite biosynthetic process.